This is a messenger RNA of Bombina bombina (fire-bellied toad), 1305 nucleotides long. RefSeq names its product vesicle-associated membrane protein-associated protein A-like. Gene Ontology annotation, biological process: neuron projection development. Gene Ontology annotation, molecular function: FFAT motif binding. NCBI's taxonomy places the organism in Eukaryota, Metazoa, Chordata, Amphibia, Anura, Bombinatoridae. The record is from RefSeq and is a predicted model, not a curated record. Gene Ontology annotation, cellular component: endoplasmic reticulum membrane; plasma membrane.
GCAUGUGGCAGCAGCAGCCGGUGGAGCCAUCAUGUCAAAACACGAGCAAAUUCUCAUUCUCGACCCGCCCAUCGAGCUCAAAUUCAGAGGUCCAUUUACAGAUGUUGUCACUACAAAUCUCAAACUGCGGAAUCCAUCUGAAAAAGUAUGCUUCAAGGUGAAAACUACAGCUCCUCAACGUUAUUGUGUAAGACCAAACAGUGGCAUCAUUGAACCUGGAUCCACGGUCACAGUCUCAGUAAUGUUGCAGCCAUUUGACUAUGACCCGAAUGAAAAGAGUAAACACAAGUUUAUGGUGCAGACGGUAUUUGCUCCACCAAAUAUAUCUGACAUAGAACUUGUGUGGAAAGAGGCAAAACCUGAUGACCUUAUGGACUCAAAGUUGAGAUGUGUGUUUGACAUGCCACAUGAACACGAGAAACCGGCACAUGAAGCAACCAAGCUUUUUUAAACUUUGCCUGGAACUGGACACAAAAUGGGUGGCAGUUCUUCCAUGGAUGAAACAGAGACAAGGAAGUUAAUGGAGGAGUGUAAGAGGCUUCAGACUGAAAUGAUCAAACUGUCAGAUGAAAAUCAGCACCUUAAAGGUGAAAGCUUAAGAUUGAGGAGGCAAGCAACAGAUAAAUCCGCCAAAGCAAUGGUUCAAUAUCAAGGCAACCCAAUCCCAUCGCUUUUUUUUGUCAUUGCAGCAAUUUUCAUAGGAUUCUUUUUAGGGAAAAUCAUCUAAAUUAAAGCAUGCAGUGCUGUCACGUUUUUCCUGUUCAGAAAAAGUUGUUUAUCUACCAUAUCAUUGGUAGCAGUGGUCCAAAAUGACCAUUUUGUGUACAGCAUCAAUGUAGGGCUCUGCCUUUAACACUCACAGUUAGAAAAACAAAGUAAAAAAGAAACAAAAACAAAAAACUGUUUGGCUAUGGGACUAAAUUGUAUAUUAAUGCAUCAACAGCAGGUGUGUCCGUUGCACAUUCAGUACUUUAUGGGGGGAAAUAGUCAUUGAAGAAUUCUUUAUUUCUGUGGUUUUAAUAAGAAUUUAAAUAUGUUAAGUCUUGUAAAUGUUAUUUUAAUCCUUUUUUAAUUGUUUCUGUUGCUAUUAUAUUUUGCAAUUUCUUGAGAUUUCUUAUCUUUCAGGUACAUGACCAGUAUCUUGGAAUGAUCUCUUCUAUCUGUUCAUUUUAUGAUCAAUCUACUGGCAGUUUCAAAUUCUUCGUAUGAGAUUUUUUUUAUUUUUGUUAAAUUCUUGUUCCAAAUUAUGUCCAGUUAUGUUGAACAUUAAAGAAAAUAAAACCAGUAAAAUUAUAAAAAAAACCA